UGGGAAGGGCGGAGGGGCCCAGCAUCACGCACUGCUCCUGCUGCAGCGCGGUCCCAGCUCCAGGGCGCAACCCCGCCCACGGGAGAGCCGGGGCAGACACCUGGGGCUCCCCUGCCCCUUAGAGACCAACCUGUGGGGCUUACCUGGCCCUGUUGCCUGCGUCUUGCAUAGCGGCCUUGCUCCGGGCUAGGACGGGCCCAAGGGGCACUCCUGGUCCCGGGAGGCUCCCAGACCAGCAGGAGGGGUCCCUUGCCGUGAGGGCCGGGGCAGCUUAGAAAGAGCAGCAGGACUUGAGGUGACUCUCCGGGGCCUGGCCGUGGAACUGGAGUUAUGGCUGCUGGUCCCGACGGGCGGGGAGCCGGCGGCAGAUCCCGUUUAGUCCCGGGUGGCCCACCUGGGGUGGGGCCCCCUCACAGUGUCCCCUCUGGGCCUCGGGAGCUUGUGUUGGGCCCUUUGACAAGCUCUGGCUGCAGCUGCCCUCCUGCUCCGGAAGGUGCCCCUUCCCCUCGGGCACAGGUGGGGCUGGCCUGCAGAGCCCACCCUUGUUGGCUGCAGAGGGGCGGGAGGGGGACAUGGUGGGUGCCUGCAGGCUGCCGCAGUGCCCCCGCCCACAGGUGCCCCAGAUCCAGCUAGAGGUGAGCAUGGCCGAGCAGGAGCCCACCGCCGAGCAGCUGGCGCAGAUUGCGGCCGAGAACGAGGAGGACGAGCACUCGGUCAACUACAAGCCCCCGGCCCAGAAGAGCAUCCAGGAGAUCCAGGAGCUGGACAAGGACGACGAGAGCCUGCGCAAGUACAAGGAGGCCCUGCUGGGCCGCGUGGCCGUGUCCGCAGACCCCAACGUUCCCAACGUCGUGGUGACCCGCCUGACCCUGGUGUGCAGCACGGCCCCAGGCCCCUUGGAGCUGGACCUGACAGGUGACCUGGAGAGCUUCAAGAAGCAGUCCUUUGUGCUGAAGGAGGGUGUGGAAUAUCGGAUAAAGAUCUCUUUCCGGGUGAACCGUGAGAUCGUGUCUGGCAUGAAGUACAUCCAACACACUUACCGGAAAGGCGUCAAGAUUGACAAGACUGACUACAUGGUGGGCAGCUACGGGCCCAGGGCCGAGGAGUAUGAGUUCCUGACGCCCAUGGAGGAGGCGCCCAAGGGCAUGCUGGCGCGCGGCAGCUACAACAUCAAGUCCCGCUUCACAGACGAUGACAAAACUGACCACCUGUCCUGGGAGUGGAACCUCACCAUCAAAAAGGAGUGGAAGGACUGAGCCUGGCCCGGGAGACGGGCAGGGCGGACGACGGAGGGAUGUGCGCGCCCCACCCCACCCCACCCCGACCCCAUACCAAAGUGCUGACAGGGCCCCUGCCCAGGCUGCCAGCAUCCCGUCUGCCUCCUGCCCAGCCUCGCCCCGCCUCCUGGAUAGUCUAGUGUCCCGCUGCUUCUGCCUGUGCUGCAGGUGGGGAGCCGCAGCUCAGGCCCCCUCCCCUUGGGUCCCUCCAGGGUCCCCACCUGUCCUCACCCAACCGGAGGCCAUGGCUUUCCCAAGGGAGUGGGGAGCAGGUCCCCUGGGCCUUUUCGGUUGUCUGUCUCCCCUCCGGGGUGAGGGUGGGUGGGGUGCACGAUGCAGGGCCUUGGAGUCAGCCAUCCUUCCAGCUCCCGCUCCUCCCUGGUCAGUCCAUCCAUUGCUGUCUGUGACCGUCUAACCAUGAUGCCUUAACAUGUGGGACGUGUGCUGUGGGGCCGUCACUAACCUCUAACCCUGUGUCUGCAUGAGCAUGUGGUCUCCCAGUCCUGCCACCCCUUCUGCAGUCCCCGUGGCCGGGAGGCGUGGA
Molecule: messenger RNA, 1821 nt
Organism: Myotis davidii
Lineage: Eukaryota; Metazoa; Chordata; Mammalia; Chiroptera; Vespertilionidae
Gene: ARHGDIA
Product: Rho GDP dissociation inhibitor (GDI) alpha
Exons: 4
Coding region: 573-1256 (227 amino acids)
Biological process (GO): Rho protein signal transduction
Cellular component (GO): cytosol; membrane; cytoplasm
Molecular function (GO): protein binding; Rho GDP-dissociation inhibitor activity
Source: RefSeq, a predicted model, not a curated record